This is a messenger RNA of Siniperca chuatsi (mandarin fish), 3528 nucleotides long. It is a transcript of the gene auh, whose product is annotated as AU RNA binding protein/enoyl-CoA hydratase. Gene Ontology annotation, cellular component: mitochondrion. The transcript has 10 exons. Gene Ontology annotation, molecular function: enoyl-CoA hydratase activity. Lineage: Eukaryota; Metazoa; Chordata; Actinopteri; Centrarchiformes; Sinipercidae. The record is from RefSeq and is a predicted model, not a curated record. Gene Ontology annotation, biological process: fatty acid beta-oxidation. The coding region runs from base 77 to 1060 and encodes 327 amino acids.
ACUGCAAAUAAGUCACGUGACAACAACACGUGACUGGGUUCAAAGUUGAAAGUCAAAAGCACUGCAGCUCCUCAGCAUGGCGGUCCUAGUGGGACGCAGAGCUCUGUGGCAAGCCUUCCACAUGCAGACAGCGGACAGCGUGUGCAGGCUGGCGGCGGCCGUCUCCUGCUCGAGACGGUAUGUUUUCUCCGGUAAAGUCUCGCCUUCUUCUCGCCUGAACGGUCACGGAACAGUGACACGACACUACAGCUCGGACUCGAAGGAAGACCUGCGGGUCAGGUACCUGGACGGAGAAGACGCCGGUAUUGUUGUUGUUGGGCUAAAUCGACCCAAAGCCAAAAAUGCCAUAAGCAAAAAUCUGGUCAAAAUGAUGUUUGAGACUAUGGAGGAUAUCAAGAAGAAUAACAAAGUGCGCAGUGUCAUUUUAUGUAGUUUGGUUCCUGGGAUUUUCUGUGCAGGUGCAGACCUGAAGGAGAGGGCCAAGAUGCACCAAAGUGAAGUGGGACCAUUUGUGUCCAAAGCAAGAGCACUCAUCACAGAGCUGGGUAACCUGCCAGUACCAACAAUUGCUGCAAUUGAUGGAGCUGCUUUAGGAGGAGGCUUGGAAAUGGCCCUUGCUUGUGACAUCAGAAUUGCCUCCAAUACUGCAAAAAUGGGACUAGUUGAGACCAAACUUGCGAUUAUUCCUGGAGCAGGUGGUACACAACGUCUCCCCAGGGUGAUUGGUGUCUCUCUUGCUAAAGAGCUCAUCUUUGCUGCCCGAGUGGUGGAUGGAACAGAGGCAUGUCGUCUGUCUCUCGUCAAUCAUUCUGUGGAACAGAAUGAGAGUGGAGAUGCUGCCUACCUGCGGGCUCUGGAGCUCGCCCGUGAGAUCAACCCUCAGGGUCCAAUUGCAAUAAGGAUGGCAAAACUGGCAAUCAACCAGGGGAUAGAGGUGGAUUUAUCUACAGGUCUGGCAAUUGAAGAGGCAUGCUAUGCCCAGGUGAUACCAACUAAAGAUCGAUUGGAGGGUUUGGCUGCAUUCAAGGAGAAGAGGUGUCCUCACUACAAGGGGGAAUGAGGCCACACUCCUUCCAGAAACAAUCACAGAGUUCGGCCUUCAGCUCUCCUACUGUUCCACUGCUUCCAACAUAUUUAUGGGUGAAACUGUACACGUCAACACAUUAACCUGUACAGUACCCAGGGGACGUCUGUUUGACUACAGGACAUUAGGGUUGAUCCUGGCUGGGGUUUAUGCCAAUGACUUAAAUGUUCAAGUGUAAAGCACUUCUACCACUUCAGGAAAAAACAAGCAAAAUAACCAAGCAUUGGCCACCAUCUAAAACAUGAAUUACAUUAAAUGGUUAUUGCUAUUUGCAGUAUGACUGGCACUAAAUGUAGCCUCCUUGACUAGUGAACCAAUCAGAGAGAUAUCGAAAUUUCCAUAAAGUUCUGUGAAGUUUUACUGCUUUUUUACUUUGGUAGAAAUGUACUGAACACUGAAUAACACCAGAGGGGUCUGCAUGAAAUCAUAAGAGACUGGAUUUUCCCUACUCCCUGUGGUAGUGACAAAAAAGACACUGUGACCCAAGAUGAAUCGGUUGAAAACAACACAUAGUCUAAAUCAAGUAUCAACAGAAUUGUUAAAUUUGUCACAAAGCAAAGCUUGUGCCAUCAGAAUAAGUUUAAUAUGCUAUGAUGACAGAAAAACAUUCUACACAUAAUGGCUUUAAGGAUCAGUAAGUCAUUUCUCUCUGCCUGCUCUUACUCUGCCUCAAAGAUAACCAGUACUUCACAGUUCUCUUGACUGUACUCAUUGGCCUUGUUUGUAGUAUGUAAUUAGUUGGUUAGAAAUUAUUCAUUUGAUUGGUUAACUGACCAACAGAAUGUUAAGAAUGUUGUUGUCACUCAGAAGUUGUCCAUCUUAAGCCCUUGCUCUACCUGGUAGGCUCAGGUCUGAGCAAAACAUUUUUUGGAAAGUUCUUAUGUAAACAGUGGUAGCUUUAGCCCUUCACUACAGAGCUUCUCUUCUUCUACAGUGGGUGAACAUGUUGUUUAACGUGGCAUCCUUAACAACAGGAGGCUCACAUGACUUUGGUGCCCCAUAGUGGUAGUAUCAAAAAAGCCGCUGCAACAAAAACUUCAAUCAGAAUCAUUUUUGAAGAUGUAAUCACAUAAACAUUCUACAUGUGGUGGCUUUCAAUAAAAUAAAAAAGCUCAUUCUUAUCAGUUUUUCAAUGUAAUACUGUAACACUAAAUUUACUCAAGACCUGACACAUCAGUAGUAUUUAACACCCCAUUCACAAAUACAGACUCAAACACAAUUGGAAAUGCAUCAGGAUGCCAUUCAUUGUGAAUUGAAAAAACAAAAGGUUUUCAAGGUUACUACAUGAGACGUAUAUGUGAAGAAAAUGGGUGUUUGUUCAGUGAGACCGAUGAGUGACAGACAUAAAAAAAAAAACAUGUCAGAAAUGUGGAAUACCCUGAAAAGUACCUUAUUUGAAUUCUAUUAACAUAUUGUAAAGUUAUGCAUUUGAGCAUGAAAGUUCAUUCUCAACUUUGGAAAAAGUAGACAAAAACACUCAAGUCCACUUACUAGCUUUUUCAAAAGCUUUCAACCACAUCUCAUUGUCUUAAUUGGUGGAUGUAACUUCAUCUGCUGAUAUAGACCAUGAAAUUUGGUUAAAAGGCUGUAAGUGCACCUUGAGUUACAUUUCCUUUUUCUUUUUCUUUUUUUUUAUCCCUAGACAUAUUUGAUAUACAUUUUUUUUAAGACCUUUUCUACAGAGCCCCAAAUAUACUUUUUAACUUGUGCACACAAGAUUAAACAAAAUAUAUGUAUUGUCUUACAGGACUUUACUCUGUACUUUUCAAUAUAUGGCCCUACAAAUUGCUUAGUGAAUGUUUAACACCAGAAAAUGUAAACAUUUCUUAACAUAUAGUUAUUUACCAAAUGUCUUUUGUAUGGAAAUGUGUUUUGUGACCCCUUUCCACCCCUGGUCAGAUUUCUGUUGUUCUAACAAUGUAGCCAGUGACUCUCAGGCAGGCUGGCGAGCAGUCAUUGCUGUAUCCACACAUAUGAAAACACUCAUGUAAUUUCCUCUAAGUUGCCUUUUCUUCAGUACUACAUGUGUUUUAGUCCUCAUUGAUUUAGGAAUCAGAAUGUUUUUGUAAACCAGUAUCAAUCCUCAAACUGCUGUAUGAUGUUAUUUUAGAAAGUGAAGUGAGCCUGUGAGCCUCCUUCAGAGUGGAACAGCCCACAGAGCAUGAGACCAUAUCACACAGUUGUAAAUAAAACUUUCACAUAAAUACUUGAUUAUAUCAGGUUGCCAUAAUCUCUCCACUUGCAGUUCUAUGGUGUCUGCCUGAAAUACAGUAUGUUGAGCCAUAUUGUUCAUAAAUGGGGGAUUGGUAUUCCUCACAUGCAGUAAGUACAGGUAGAAGCUGGUGGAAACUGGUAACUGAGUACUGUGCAUGCAUUACUGGAAAUGGGCUAGAGCGCUCUAUUGUGAUAUUCGGAAAUAAAAUCUGGAGGUGUAAUAAUCAGAA